This is a messenger RNA of Pseudopipra pipra, 1292 nucleotides long. RefSeq names its product olfactory receptor 14J1-like. The transcript has a single exon. Gene Ontology annotation, biological process: G protein-coupled receptor signaling pathway. Gene Ontology annotation, cellular component: membrane. NCBI's taxonomy places the organism in Eukaryota, Metazoa, Chordata, Aves, Passeriformes, Pipridae. Gene Ontology annotation, molecular function: G protein-coupled receptor activity; olfactory receptor activity; odorant binding. The record is from RefSeq and is a predicted model, not a curated record. The coding region runs from base 45 to 1013 and encodes 322 amino acids.
UGUGGCUUCCUUUUCUGAGCAGACCCUGUGCUAAGAAGCAGCAAAUGUCCAACAGCAGCUCCAUGCCCCAGUUCCUCCUCCUGGCAUUUGCAGACAGGCGGGAGCUGCAGCUCCUGCACUUCUGGCUCUUCCUGGCCAUCUCCCUGGCUGCCCUCCUGGCCAACGGCCUCAUCCUCAGCGCCGUAGCCUGUGACCACCACCUGCACACCCCCAUGGGCUUCUUCCUGCUCAACCUCUCCCUCACAGACCUGGGCUGCAUCUGCACCACUGUCCCCAAAGCCAUGCACAAUUCCCUCUGGGACACCACAACCAUCUCCUACAUGGGAUGUGCUGCACAGGUCUUUCUGCUUGUCUUCUUUCUUGGAACAGAGUUUUCCCUCCUCACCAUCAUGUGCUAUGACCGCUACGUUGCCAUCUGCAAACCCCUGCACUACGGGACCCUCCUGGGCAGCAGAGCUUGUGCCCACAUGGCAGCAGCUGCCUGGGCCGCUGGGUUUCUCAGUGGUCUAUUACACACAGCCAAUACAUUUUCCCUGCCCCUGUGCCAGGGCAAUGCCCUGGGCCAGUUCUUCUGUGAAAUCCCACACAUCCUCAAGCUCUCCUGCUCACACUCAGGCUACCUCAGGGAAAUUGGGCUCAUUGUGGUUAGUGCCUGUUUAAUAUUUGGGUGUUUUGCUUUCAUUGUUUUCUCCUAUGUGAAGAUCUUCAGGGCUGUGCUGAGGAUCCCCUCUCAGCAGGGACGGCACAAAGCCUUUUCCACGUGCCUCCCUCACCUGGCCGUGGUCUCUCUGUUUAGCAGCACCUUAUUCUUUGCCUACCUGAAGCCUCCCUCCAUCUCCUCCCCAUUCCUGGAUCUUAUUGUGUCAGUUCUGUACUCAGUGGUGUCUCCAACACUGAACCCCUUCAUCUACAGCCUGAGGAACCAGGAGCUCAAGGAUGCCCUGAGGAAAAUCAUAACUGGGUGUUUUUCAGAAGCAAUAAACUCUCCUUCUGCAUGCUAUCUUCCUCAUUAAAGGCCAAUCCUGUUAUGGAUUUCAUUAAAGGCCCACCACAUCUUCUCUAUUUUUUACUCCUAGUAGGGGUGGUUUUUUUGUGAGAAUUUGUUCACACCAAAAAAUCUUUAUACAUAUAUAAAGAUAUAUAUAUAUAUAUAUAAAAUGUAAAUAUAUUUAUAUAUAUAUAUAAAGACCAUUUCUAAUUCAAAGUUUGUCUUUCUAGCCUGGCCCACAGGCUGUACAAAUUGGGAAAUGUACUCACUGUGUGCUCAAACCAAAUAAAGAACUCUGCCUUGA